AUGGCUUGUAAUAAAAAAAACCCUCUUAUUGUCUCAAAAGUUGGUAUAAUUGGAGCCGGUGUUAGUGGCAUAGCAGCUGCUAAACAACUGUCUCAUCACAAACCUAUUGUGUUUGAAGCAUCAGAUUCAAUUGGAGGCGUAUGGAAGAGUUGUUCUUAUUAUUCUACCAAACUUCAAUCGUAUCGUAGUGAUUAUGAAUUUUCUGAUUUUUCAUGGCAAAAUAGAGAUGAUACAACUUUUCCUUCUUAUCUUGAAAUAUUAGAUUACUUGAAAUGUUAUGCUUAUUACUUUGACGUUUUUAAAUACGUGAAAUUUAACUCAAAAGUAGUGGAAUUGAGGUUUAUUGGAGACAGAGAUCUUGUUAAUACUUCAGGAAAGUAUAACAGCCCCUUAUCUGGCCACCCAAUAUGGAAAGUUGCUGUUCAAACUCAUAAUUCUGAUGAUAUUCAGUGGUAUACCUUUGAAUUUGUGGUUGUUUGUACUGGUAAAUACGGUGAUAUACCUAAAAUUCCAAAAUUUCCACAAAAUAAAGGUCCUGAAAUAUUUAAGGGUCAAGUUUUACAUUCCAUUGAUUACUGCAAGUUAGAUAAGAAUGACGCUUCCCAAUUACUUAAAGACAAGAAAGUUACAGUCAUCGGCUACAAAAAAUCAGCAAUUGAUUUGGCCGUAGAGUGUGCAGAGGCAAAUCAAGGACCCGAGGGACAGCCAUGCACCAUGGUAGUAAGGACCUUACAUUGGACAGUACCCCAUUACUGGAUAUGGGGGUUGCCCUUUUUCUUGUUCUAUUCUACCAGAUUUUCUCAGUUUUUCCAUGAAAGACCUAACCAGAGCUUCUUGAAGACUCUCUUUUGCCUCCUUUUAUCUCCUAGGCAUAUAGUUUCCAAGUUCAUUGAGUCCUACUUGCUUUGGAAACUUCCUCUGCAAAAGUAUGGAUUGAAACCAGAUCACCCGUUCCUCGAAGACUACGCUUCUUGUCAGAUGGCUAUCAUGCCAGACAAUUUCUUUGCAGAAGCUGAUAAGGGAAAGAUUGUGAUCAAAAGGGCAUCAAAAUGGUGGUUCUGGACAGGAGGAAUUGAGUUUGAGGACGGCUCUAAACUAGACACGGAUGUUGUGAUUCUUGCAACUGGUUAUGAUGGCAAGAAAAAGCUCAAGGCUAUAUUGCCAGAACCUUUCUGUAGUUUACUUGAAUAUCCAUCUGGCAUGAUGCCCUUAUACAGGGGCACCAUUCAUCCAUUGAUACCAAACAUGGCAUUUGUUGGUUAUGUUGAAAGCAUUUCAAAUCUUCACACAGCCGAGCUGCAUUCCAUCUGGCUGGCUCGAUUAAUUGAUGAAAAAUUCAAGCUUCCCAGCAUAGAGAAAAUGCUUCAACAGACUUCUAAAGAGAUAGAAGUUACAAAGAAAACGACCAGGUUCUACAAGAGACACUGCAUUUCAACUUUCAGUAUUAACCAUAGCGAUGAGAUCUGCCAAGAAAUGGGAUGGAAUACUUGGAGGAAGAAAAACUGGCUGCUGGAGGCGUUUAGUCCUUAUGGCAGCCAGGACUACUUACAGGUACAGGGAAAGUAAAGCUACACAAGCACUAGGGUCAUUCAUUAUCUAAUUCAGAAGAUUUCUUUAGGUUAUCUAUAUAAAUCCAUGACAGACACAAUAAGUCAGGGAAGAGUAUAAAUAACUCAUAUACAGGAAAUUUAAGACCUAUAUGCCUCAAUAAGAUGUAUCUAAUGUUUCAUGUUCUCCAGAAAUUUAUGAGUUAAGGAAUUGCAAGAUGAAGCUAGCUGGUUCAAACCCAUUUGUAACAUCAAACAAGAAUCAUGUGUGAGCAAUGAUAAUAGGGUAAUCUGGUAGGAGCAUCCAUAUCUGAUGCUGCCUUGAAAUUCUAGUAAGCUUGUG
This is a messenger RNA of Carica papaya (papaya), 1890 nucleotides long. RefSeq names its product flavin-dependent monooxygenase 1 (gene FMO1). The record is from RefSeq and is a predicted model, not a curated record. Gene Ontology annotation, molecular function: N,N-dimethylaniline monooxygenase activity; flavin adenine dinucleotide binding; NADP binding. Lineage: Eukaryota; Viridiplantae; Streptophyta; Magnoliopsida; Brassicales; Caricaceae.